CUUUAUCACACGGGAAACCUAUAGUGAUAACGCAGUCGACCCGCGGAGUUCCUACAACACGGAUCACUGUUCACAACCAUGGCGCCAACCGAACAACUCACCGAAACGGACUUAAAAGAAUUAACAGUAAAAUUCAACAACGAAAACUAUGACUUAAAGAAGUUCAUGCGCGACCACCCGGGUGGUGUGAACACGUUAUUGCAGUUUAAGGGGAAGUCUAUUAAUUAUGUGAUGGGGAAGUAUGGGCAUAGCACGAGUGCAUACCAUUUGAUGAACGAUUUGAAAGUGAGUGACGUGAACCUGACGGGUGAGGUCAGCGGGAACGGCAGGAUCAUCACCAGUGAGGAGGUGGCGAGGAAAGAGGAUGAAAUCAAAUAUCUGGAGGAGCUUGAGGCGAGGUUAGACUGGUCGAAGCCUCUCCUGUCCCAACUGGACGCCAUCGCCUCUGACUACCACACGUGGGUGAACAGCGCCGUCUACAGGAAGUGUAGGCUCUUCGCAAGCCCCUGGCUUGAAGCCCUGACCUUCACCCCCUGGUACCUGGUGCCUAUAUUCUGGAUACCCAUCAUACUGUAUCUUGCAGGCACGCAGUUCUUUGAGCUGGUCGCUUGUGGAGAAUCAUGUCAACAGACCCCUCUGACCACCUUGCAGUAUAUUUACCAUAUAAUCCUAGGAGUAUUAUUAUGGACGGCCUUGGAGUAUACCCUACAUCGCUGGGUUUUCCAUUUUGAUCCUGGCAGCUCACCAACUUUGAUCAAGCUACAUUUCCUUAUCCACGGGAUGCAUCAUAAGGUCCCUUUCGACGGUCUCCGCCAGGUGUUCCCCCCGAUACCGGCUGCUGUCCUCACUGCGGUCAUAUACUCCAUGCUGAAGCCGAUGCUUACCUACCCCGUUGUAAAACUAACAGGAGCUUUAAUAGGUUACCUAGCAUACGAUAUGACACACUACUACGUGCACCACGGCUCGCCGACUGACGGCUCCUACCUCUACGCCAUGAAGAGAUACCACUCCAACCAUCACUUUAUCAACCAUGACAAAGCUUUCGGCAUCACAAGUGAACUCUGGGACCACGCCUUUAAAACUUUCGUGAAAGUUAGGAAAUUAGGUUUUAGUUUACAUUGGUAAGAUAAAACUUAGUUUUUAAGGGAUCAAACAAAUGUUCAUACAUACGUGUAGACAGUAGAACAAUGUAAUGUAUUUUUUUCUGUGAAACCAAAGUUAAUGUUAGUUAAUUCUUGUAAAUACAUAUUGCGUAUUUAAGAAGCACAGGGCAUAGAAUUAAAUCAAACAUACGCCAAAUGUAUGAAAAUGACAUGUCGUUUUUAUAAGUGACGUGACUUCGACCUGUCAUUUCCAUACAUUGGAGAGUUAUCCGCCAACGGCAACGAUUUUCCAAAUGUCACUUGGCUAGAAUGGCUAGUGUGGAAGCGUGACAGAGCUACAAGACGUAGAGUCGUGUCUCUCUUCCACAACUGCAAUGUCAUUACUUUAAGAGGUGAUGGGAGGCUCUCAGAAUCUGAAGUCUAUAACUCGCCACAUAUAAAUGAUGUUUUACGAUAGUGACAGUAAUUGUGCUUUCUAUUAUUGUAACGUAUAAAGUUAUCUAUAUAAUUAUACAUUUAAGGACCAAUGACGUCAGAUACUCUUUUAAUCAUACUUAAAACUGGACAGGCCAAAAUGAAAAUGAGUGUUAAUUACGCAACUGUGAAAUAUUAAGAUUUUACUUUUAGUAAUUGUUAAAGUACAGAGUUAUUGUAACUGUAAUAAAAAUACUAAAAGCACCCGUUAAAAAUAAAAUGUGAUACUUGUUAAUUAAAAUAAAUGUAGUCUAUUUAUUAUUAGUUGUAUCUAGGAUAUAGGGAGUAAACCAGUGUACAAUUACUUUCUUAAU
Messenger RNA from Trichoplusia ni (cabbage looper), 1891 nucleotides. RefSeq names its product dihydroceramide fatty acyl 2-hydroxylase FAH2 (gene Fa2h). Gene Ontology annotation, cellular component: endoplasmic reticulum; membrane. The record is from RefSeq and is a predicted model, not a curated record. Gene Ontology annotation, molecular function: iron ion binding; heme binding; fatty acid 2-hydroxylase activity. Gene Ontology annotation, biological process: lipid biosynthetic process; fatty acid metabolic process. The transcript has 6 exons. The coding region runs from base 79 to 1125 and encodes 348 amino acids. Lineage: Eukaryota; Metazoa; Arthropoda; Insecta; Lepidoptera; Noctuidae.